AUGCGCAGCGUCGGGCUCUUGGAAGACCUGCCAGCAGUGGCCGAAGAGAUAAAACGAGGGUUGCUCAAAGAAUACUUUGAAGAAUUCAACUAUCUGAAGAAUUCAACUACAGCGAGGAAGCCCAGAAUUGCUGGGUUGCUGCUUGUCUUUACGUCAUCUCCGCAGUUUUCUCAAUUUGGCAAUUUUUGGCAAAUCAGCGGCUGGCCGAACGGAUUGAGCAAUGGCAGCAGGGCCCAGGUGUUGACGGAAGCCAGUUCGGGCUUUACGGCAAUCAGCGUCGUGUCAGGGACAAUCUGGUCGCCAUCCAUGGACCAGGCGACGUCGCAAGUGACGUCGACGACGUCGCUGUCGUCCCUCGACUCCAACGGCUUGGACACAGUCCGCACGGCACGUGUUGGCAUCAAACGCGCCCAUCAAUCGACACUCGGCCUCCUUCCGAAUCCAGCUUCUCCUCUUUUCUCUUUUACAACAACACCAACGCCGACGGCAGAAGUUCUGGAUGAUCCUCGCUUCAAUUUAAUGUCCCUGGCCCAGGUGUUGACGGAAGCCAGUUCGGGCUUUACGGCAAUCAGCGUCGUGUCAGGGACAAUCUGGUCGCCAUCCAUGGACCAGGCGACGUCGCAAGUGACGUCGACGACGUCGCUGUCGUCCCUCGACUCCAACGGCUUGGACACAGUCCGCACGGCACGUGUUGGCAUCAAACGCGCCCAUCAAUCGACACUCGGCCUCCUUCCGAAUCCAGCUUCUCCUCUUUUCUCUUUUACAACAACACCAACGCCGACGGCAGAAGUUCUGGAUGAUCCUCGCUUCAAUUUAAUGUCCCUAUGUUUCAAUCAACGAACGGACGUGGUAGUGGAUGACGGGAUCCAGUCGCGCUGUCGCGUGUUAUACGAGCCCAGAUGUUUCAAUCAACGAACGGACGUGGUAGUGGAUGACGGGAUCCAGUCGCGCUGUCGCGUGUUAUACGAGCCCAGAGAUUUGGAAUUCAUAGAUAUUGGGGACGUUCUCGAGCUCAAUGUAUCUAGCGACUUCAGCGAGUUACUGAAUCCAAAUUUCGAAAACGUUAUUCUGGGCCUGAUUCAGAAUGAAUGCGAAAAAAAAGUCAUCAGGAAAAAUUGGGUUCUCCAUCCCAGCAGUCCCCAACAACACUGA
This is a messenger RNA of Notodromas monacha, 1152 nucleotides long. Lineage: Eukaryota; Metazoa; Arthropoda; Ostracoda; Podocopida; Cyprididae. The record is from the annotation of a GenBank genome assembly.